Messenger RNA from Vicia faba (fava bean), 324 nucleotides. The record is from the annotation of a GenBank genome assembly. Lineage: Eukaryota; Viridiplantae; Streptophyta; Magnoliopsida; Fabales; Fabaceae.
AUGGAGAUGGUUAUUGAACAGAGGGAAGGUGCAGCCAAAACUGGAAUAGAAGCUUCGAAGGUUGGUGGACAGUGGCGGAGCUGGUGUAUAGUUGACGGAGGUUGUGACAUGGAGAUGAAAUUGAACGAAGGUUUCUCGGUGGGUCUGUGCGCGAAACAGAAGAAGUUGGGUCAGAGAAUGAAGGGCGAACAAAGGGUGGUUUUCAUGGAGAAGAGCUGGUGGUUGGUUGGUCUGAGCAAAGGAGAUGGUGGUUGGGAAGUGGUUGUUAUGUUGAACGGAGUGGAAGCAGUAACGUGCAUAUUGGUGUUUAGAGCUCAGAUGUAG